This is a messenger RNA of Sphenostylis stenocarpa, 2208 nucleotides long. Lineage: Eukaryota; Viridiplantae; Streptophyta; Magnoliopsida; Fabales; Fabaceae. The record is from the annotation of a GenBank genome assembly.
AUGGCCUCGGGCUGCUUUCUAUUCCUCUCCCUAUUCCUCCUCUCGUCAUUAUCCUCCUCCUCCUCCUUUGCACUUUCCGAUGUUGAAGCCUCUUUCAUUGCUCGUCGCCAGUUGAUGCACCUGAGUGAGAAUGAGGAUUUGCCAGACAACUACGUAGAGAACUAUAAGACAACCCACAACUUCUCUAACCCUAGGCUAAAAGCUGCCUACAUUGCUCUUGAGGCAUGGAAAAAAGCUAUCUACUCUGACCCAUCAAAUUUCACGGCAAAUUGGUCGGGCCCAGAUGUUUGCUCUUACAAUGGGGUUUAUUGUCAUUUUGCUUUAGAUGACCAAAAGCUCGAAGUUGUGGCUGGGAUUGACCUUAACCAUGCAGACAUCGCAGGUUACCUUCCCCCAGAAUUUGGUCUGUUAGCUGACAUUGGAGUUUUGCAUAUAAACUCAAACAGGUUUUGUGGGGUUAUCCCAAACACCUUCACCAGGCUUAAGCUUCUCUUUGAGCUAGACAUCAGCAACAACCGGUUUGUUGGGAAGUUCCCUGACCCCGUGCUUUCAGUGCCAGACCUCAGAUACCUUGACAUCAGGUUCAAUGACUUUGAGGGCGAAGUGCCUUCAGAGCUUUUCACCAAAACCCUCGACGCUUUGUUUAUGAACAAUAACCGCUUCACCUCCACAAUUCCUGAGAACCUGGGAUCUAUUCCGGCCACGGUUGUGGUUAUCGCCAAUAACAAUUUCACAGGGUGCGUGCCUUCGAGCAUUGGGGAGAUGAAGAAAUUGAACGAGUUUGUUUUGACCAACAACAACCUCACCGGUUGCUUGCCAACAGAAAUUGGAAAACUGGAACAAGUUACGGUGUUUGACAUCAGCAAGAACAACUUGGUUGGCGUGUUGCCGAGGACCUUAAAUGGGCUCAAGAAUGUGGAGCAUUUGUCGAUUUCGCAUAACAAGUUGACAGGCUUUGUCCCGCGUAAUGUUUGCAGCUUGCCCCAUUUGUUGAACUUCACAUUCUCUGAUAACUAUUUCAAUGGAGAGGAAGAAGGUUGCGUGCCUCAAAAGAAAGAGCCUGUAUUGGAUGAUGAGAACAACUGCAUACCAGAUAGGCCAAAGCAAAAGCAAUCAAACGCUUGCAAUGCGGUGAUAAGCAAGCCUGUGGAUUGUAGCAAAACCAUGUGUGGCCAUGGGGGCAGCUCCACUCCAUCAUCUUCCACUCCUCCAACAACACCAUCUAAACAAUCACCAACUCCUCCUAAGAGUGAGAAAUCAACACCCUCACCAUCACCGAAGCCACAAUCUCCACCUACCACCACUCCUCCAACAUCUAAGUCACAACCACCACCUACCCCUACCCCUACCCCUACCCCAACUCCAAAGCAAGAUGAACCCACUCCCCCGUCACCAAAGCCCGAAGAACCCAAACAGACCCCUUCCACUCCUCAAUCCCCAACGCCUGAAGAACCCAAAGAUACUCCAUCCACUCCUCCAUCACCGAAGCCUCAAGAACCCACCCCUUCCACUCCUCAAUCACCCACGCCCGAAGAACCCAAACCUACACCUCCAUCACCCAAAGCAUCACCACCAGAAGAGGACGAUUCCCACAAGGAAUCACCCGGGAACCGACAAAGAUCUCCACCACCACCUGUCCAGUCUCCUCCACCACCUGUCUACUCCCCACCACCACCUGUCCCCUCUCCACCACCCCCUGUUCAAUCCCCACCACCACCUGUCCUCUCUCCACCACCACCUGUCCACUCUCCACCACCACCUGUUCACUCUCCACCUCCACCUGUUCACUCACCUCCACCACCGGUUCACUCACCACCACCUCCCGUCCAUUCUCCUCCUCCACCUGUUUACUCCCCUCCACCACCUGUCCAUUCUCCUCCUCCACCUGUUUACUCUCCUCCACCUCCUGUCCAUUCUCCUCCUCCCCCAGUUUACUCUCCACCACCACCUGUCCAUUCUCCUCCUCCCCCUGUUCACUCUCCACCUCCCCCAGUUUACUCUCCACCACCACCUGUUUACUCUCCUCCACCACCGGUUUACUCUCCACCACCACCCGUGUACUCUCCACCACCUCCAGUGCAGUCUCCACCGCCACCAGUGCAGUCUCCACCACCUGCUUCACCUCCUCCUACGGAAGACGUUUUUCUUCCCCCUCACUUCGGCUCUUCUUAUGCUUCACCCCCUCCACCUAUCAUUGCCGGCUACUAA